This is a messenger RNA of Rattus norvegicus (Norway rat), 6391 nucleotides long. The record is from RefSeq and is a predicted model, not a curated record. Lineage: Eukaryota; Metazoa; Chordata; Mammalia; Rodentia; Muridae.
UGUUUUUUUUGCAGAGCUGGGGACUGAACCCAGGGCCUUGCGCUCUACCACUGAGCUAAAUCCCCACCCCAGCACUCAAUAAUUUUAAGAAGAAGCUGGGUGUGGUGGUGUACACCUUUAGUCCCAGCAUUAGGAGGAAGAGGCAAUUAGAUUUCUGUGAGUUAAGGCCAGGGGUCUACCUAGUAAGUUCCAGGCCAGCCAGAGUAUAAUAGUAAGAACUCGUAUCAAAUAAUAUUACAACAAUAAAAAUGACCCAGAAAGCAAGAUGAAUGACUAGCAUUUGAGUGCCCACCACAUCAGACACCUAUCUAUUUGAGAGCUGCCCCAAUACCCUUUGUUAAAGGGAUGAACGAAUCUUUAAUCUUUAUUCUGAAGUCUCAAGUUCAGGUGAUUAAUUUCUGGCCACACUGUAAGUCACAGAGCUUGGGCUUUAUCCUUUAUUUAAUAGCUUACUUUGAUUCAUAUUUGUUGUAGCUUUAUAAGCCACCCAUAAAUGUAAUGGUUUUAAAGCCACAAUUCUGCGAAUAGACGGGGUACACAUUGCCCUUCUUGUCACGUCUAGGGUCUCAUGCAGCUGCAGUCAGAGUGGAAAGGGCUAGAAUACAAGUCGACUGUUUUGUCAGAGAUAGUUGGAAAGCUUGACUCUACCUCCAUGUAGUCUCCGUAGGACUCGUCAGCACAGAAUCUGCACUUCUUAUGAGCAACUUAAAGUCUACAGGCAUGCAAAGGGUUGAGGUUCAGAAGUGGCAGGCUCAGUACCUGUGUCCGUGGGGCCAUAGUCCUGGCUCUCAGGAGGCAUGGACCAUUAUUGGCCCUUCUGGAGAACAACUACUACAAGUGCUUAUAGAAUACCAACACCUAUAAUUCUCUUAUGACUUCAUUCACUAGGAGAAACCAUAAACAAAACAUGAAUUUCAGCUUUCGAAAUAUUCAGGAAGUAUGGCGAAGGAUAACUUGGAGACAAAAACCAAUGACUUUAUAAAAGUCUACUUCGGUAGGAAAGGUCUGUCUGAACCUGGGCAAGAGCAAUUAAUCUAUCAAAGGACCUAGGGAAAGGAAGAGACGGUAUCUGAUAUCACAAUCUACAGAUGCCUGCUAGGCUCAGAACUAUACAUAUUGGACUUUUUUUUUUUUUUUUUUUUUUGGAAACAGGGUUUUACUAUGUAACCCUGAUUAACCUGGGGCUAUCAAUAUAGACCAAGCUAGUCUUGAAUUCAGAUAUCUGCCUUCCAAGUGCUGUGAUUAAAGGUGUGUGUCACCAUUCAACUCCAGGGGUGACAUGAAGUGAUGGAGGUGAGGACUCCAGAGGAAUAUCUUGUUGCUUGUUUGUGCUGUAUGUCCUCAUCUAAUCACAAGCAUUUAUAGCUCUUACUUUUCUUCAAACAGUCUCACUGGGUAAUCUUGCCUGCCUUGGAAUUUACUAUGUAGCCCGGGUCUGUCUCUGACUCCCAAGUACCAGAAUUAAAGGUGUGUUCCACCAUGUCCUGCCAAGCAUCUGUAGCUUCCUAGUUGUAAUACAUACACAUUUCUUUAACUAUUCAAGUCUACUUCAUUACCCAAGGCAGCUUCAUUAUAGACCGUUUACAGCCAACUUACUCCAUGAUUCUUUUUGCUCACUGCUCUCACGGCUUUUAUAUUCUAAAUUUAUACAAAAUUUACACAUAUAUGAAUAUGAGAUAUGCUAUGUGUGUCCAAGUACGUACAGCUAAGACAACAAGAUUUACAACCAAUUUUCCAUACAACUGUGACAUGACCUCCUAGUCUCUAUAUCCUACUUAAUAUUGCCCAUGAGCUACCAAAUUAACUCUGUAACCUACUAAGAGAUUCUAACCUCUUACUAGAAACACAUUCUCUAGUAGUUAAGUACCUCUAAAGCCAUAAAGAUUUAGGGUUAAGUUAAAAAAUAAUGGAGUUACAUGGUGUUACUAUUUCCCAUUAUAUUCUGGAAUCAUCCAUUUGACCAUGUAUGGCAAUAAUUUGCCCUGUUUAAGAAAUUAAGUUUUCAAUAGAUUAAUUUUGUCAUUCCACUCUAAAAAAAUGUGAAAUGUGGGGCUGAUGAGAUGGCUCAGUGGGUAAAGACAUUCCUUACCAAGUCUGAAGGCUCAACUUAAUCCCCGGAACCCAUGUGGUAGGAGAGAACCAACUCCCACAAGAUGUCUUCAUCUACACACGCAGUGCCAUGCACACCCACAGAGAAGCAAACACACAUACACAGUAACAUCUUUAAAAAUGAGACAAGUAGGGCUGGAGAGAUGGCUCAGUGGUUAAAAGCACCUGACUGCUCUUCCAGAGGUCAUGAGUUCAAUUCCCAGCAACCACAUGGUGGCUCACAACCAUCUGUAAAGAGAUCCAGUGCCCUCUUCUGGUGUAUCUGAAGACAGCUACAGUGUACUUAUAUAUAAUAAAUGAAUAAAUCUUUAAAAAAAAAAAGAGACAAGUAGUGACUUAGUUUUGAGAUCAUGAACCAAAAUGCAGUAAUAACCAUAUCUGUAAACAAUACUGAGAUUAUUAUGAUUUAAUCAGUAAUGCUUAAUAUAGAUUUAUAAGUGCAAUAAAAUGAACUAUGUGCUUCCAAUUUUUUGCUGUUGAAACACUUUACUCAGAGGGCUGGGGAAAACCUGGAGAAAUCCUGUCUGCUGUCCUGCAUGGGGCAGACCUUGGAGAUCUCCCAAUCUCUCUGUGCUUCAAUAUUUAAAAUGUUUAUGUGUAUGAGCAUUUUGCCUACAUGUAUGUGUGUGUACCACAUAUAUGGCUGGUACCCGUGAAGGCCAAAAGAAAGCAACAGAUCCCCAGGAACUGGAGUUACAGGUAGAUGUGAGAUGCUAUGUAGGUGCUGAGAAGUGGACCUCGGACCUCUGGAAGAGUCAUCAGUACUCUUGACCACUGAGCCAUCUCUCUACCCGACGAAUGAAUUCAGUAAAUUCACUGAGUUGAGAAAACAAAUCAGAUACAACUUAUAAAUGUGCCUUAUGGUUAUAAGAAUUUUCAAAAUCCCUUUAGGAGUUGCAGUAGAGUUCAGCUGGUGGAGGCCCUGCCUUGAAUUCGCUAACAGAUACACAGGACUGGUAGAGGUUCAAAGAGCAUACACGUAGUCAGCUACAGAGCCGCCAGAAGGUGGGGGGGAGGGGUAAGGAAGGGAGGAAAGGGAAGAGGGAAAAAGGAAGAGUGAGGAGGUGAGGAAGGAUGAAGGAAAGGAAGAGGGGAAUGGAAAGAAAAUGAGGAGGGAAGGGAGGUAGAGGAGAAUCCCCUUAGCAUUAUUAUUUUCUUUAAGGCACAGACUAAGAGGCAAUCAAGUUUGGGACUUAAAAUGCUAAAACUAAAGUUAUGUGGGUUUUUUUUCCUCUUUAAAGCAAGAGUAAUUUUAAAUUAGAUACCUUGGUGUGCCAACAAAUGACAUUGUUAAACAAGAAAGCAGCUUCUUGGAAGGAUUCAGGGCCCACUCAGCCAUGAGCACCACGUGGUGCCGAGCAGAGCUCGGUUCUAUGAAGCAGGGCAAGGAAGAGAACUAGCAAGAGGUAAACCGCCAUUAUCUACGCCACUGCCCGCACCAACACUUUUUUGAACAACAAAAUUUAAGAGGAAGACGCAGGCAGCAAGGAGCCGCCAUUUCUGCAGCGUCGGGGACCGGGUCCCAGGCGGAAGGCGAGGACCAGGACUGUCUGGGCAGCGGGAAACCGACAAAGUUCAUCAGGGAGCCUUUCGUUCCCUCACCGAGUUCCGCCUCCCGGCACAUGGGUAAAAAAGCACGAAAAACGGAGAAGAAUGAUCUCCAGGCUCUGCGGCCUGCCGGUAAGACCGGCGCCAUUCAUUCCCGACACAGUCUCAGCUCGCUCAGGCUCAGAGGCCCAGAUGGGCAGGCCCGCUCGCGCCCGCGUAAUCCAACCCGCCCGACGGACGAUACCACACCCGCAAAUCCCUCCGAAGACCUAGUAAUGGUUCCGUCCCCAGCCUCUGAUUGGUCCAACAGGAGAAGGCGUGGCCUCCGCAGUCUGGUUCCGCGCGCCAGAGCGCGCUACCCGCAUUGCGAGCUGGGCACGGAGCAGGCGCCAUGGUUCUGCUGCACGUGCUCUUCGAGCAUGCGGUCGGCUACGCGCUGUUAGCGCUGAAGGAAGUAGAGGAGAUCAGCUUGCUGUUGCCGCAGGUGGAGGAGUGUGUGCUUAACCUUGGCAAAUUCCACAAUGUCGUUCGUCUGGUGGCCUUUUGCCCCUUUUCUUCAUCCCAGGUUGCCUUGGAAAAUGCUAAUGCUGUGUCUGAAGGUGUUGUUCAUGAGGACCUCCGCCUGCUCCUGGAGACAUACCUGCCAUCUAAAAAGAAGAAAGUACUUCUGGGGGUCGGAGACCCCAAGAUCGGUGCUGCUAUACAGGAAGAGUUGGGGUACAACUGCCAGACUGGUGGUGUGAUAGCUGAGAUCCUUCGAGGGGUUCGUCUGCAUUUCCAUAACCUGGUGAAGGGUCUGACAGAUCUUUCUGCUUGUAAAGCCCAGCUAGGGCUGGGACACAGCUAUUCUCGUGCCAAAGUUAAGUUUAAUGUGAACCGGGUGGACAACAUGAUCAUUCAGUCUAUAAGCCUUCUGGACCAACUGGAUAAAGAUAUCAAUACCUUCUCCAUGCGUGUCAGGGAGUGGUAUGGGUACCACUUUCCAGAGCUGGUGAAGAUUAUCAACGACAAUGCUACAUACUGUCGCCUGGCUCAGUUCAUCGGGAACCGCAGGGAGCUAAAUGAAGAAAAGUUAGAGAAGCUGGAAGAAAUUACAAUGGAUGGAGCCAAGGCUAAGGCCAUUCUGGAUGCCUCUCGGUCCUCCAUGGGCAUGGACAUAUCUGCUAUCGACUUGAUAAACAUCGAGAGCUUCUCCAGUCGUGUGGUGUCUUUGUCAGAGUAUCGCCAGAGCCUACACAAUUACCUUCGCUCCAAGAUGAGCCAAGUAGCCCCCAGCCUGUCAGCCUUAAUUGGGGAAGCGGUAGGUGCACGUCUCAUUGCCCAUGCUGGCAGCCUCACCAACCUGGCCAAGUACCCAGCAUCCACAGUGCAGAUCCUUGGGGCUGAAAAGGCCCUGUUCAGAGCCCUGAAGACAAGGGGUAACACACCAAAAUACGGACUCAUUUUUCAUUCCACUUUCAUUGGCCGAGCAGCUGCAAAGAACAAAGGCCGUAUCUCCCGAUACCUAGCAAACAAAUGCAGUAUUGCCUCAAGAAUUGAUUGCUUCUCUGAGGUCCCCACAAGUGUAUUUGGGGAGAAACUCCGGGAACAAGUUGAAGAGCGGCUUUCUUUCUAUGAGACUGGAGAGAUUCCACGGAAGAACCUGGAUGUCAUGAAAGAAGCUGUGGUACAGGCAGAGGAAGCGGCUGCUGAAAUAACCAGAAAGCUGGAAAAACAGGAGAAGAAACGCUUGAAGAAGGAAAAGAAGCGACUGGCUGCACUGGCCCUGGCCUCUUCAGAAAACAGUAGUACUCCGGAAGAGUGUGAGGGAGGAGAUAGGUGCUGAGAGAACUUGACAAGAGCCCAGAAUGCUGGUUGUAGCACAUGGCCCAUUCCAUGGCCGUGUGCUCUGUCCUCGGCUGCCUCCCAGGAGUCCUCAACAGGGGUAGUGUGAAUUCCUGCUCUCCCUGUUCUGUGUCUGGAGGUGAUAGUGUCUCAUGAAGGGGGGUGGGGGCAGGGAGGUCACCAAUGUGACCAUUUAGAAUUGUCCCCUAGGGCCUCUUAAAUCUUAGCUACUAGUGACUUUCAUUUCAGGGUCCCCUGGGAGCUCUGCAUGAUGUCCAUCAUGACCAGCAUACAGGGGGUUUUCUCUAGGGUUAAGAGGGCCAGGGAAAUUCUAAAUUUGAGAGUAGAUCACCAAAGUGCCCUUGCAUUAUUGAGUUACCAGAAGUACUAGGUCUGCUCUUCUGCCUGAAUUCUGAUGGGAGCUGUGGCUAACAAAUGUAAGCAACAUAUCCCAUGUCUGAUUCCCCCUUCAGGAGGUAAAUGAAAAACCUAAGAAGAAAAAGCUAAAACCCCAGGAAACCCUACAGGAAAAUGGAAUGGAAGACCCACCUGUCUCUUUGCCUAAAACCAAGAAAAAGAAAGCUUUUCCCAAGGAGGAGUUGGCCAGUGAUCUUGAAGAGAUGGCUACUAGCAGCAUAAGUGUUCCUAAGAAAAAGAAGUCCUUACCUAAAGAGGAAGUGGCCAGUGAACCCGAAGAGGCAGCGAGCCCCAUCACCCCUAAGAAGAAAAGGAAAUUUUCUGAGGAGCCUGAGGCUGCUGCAAGCUGCACAAAGAGCAGCACAAAGAAAAAGAAAAAGUCGCAGAAGGCCCGGGAGGAGGAUUAGAAUGGACCUGCUUGGUGGGAGGGGCAUACUUUAUGGUGGCAGUUCCUCCUGCCCAUGAUAAACCCCAAUAAAAACGCAAAACCAGA